Molecule: messenger RNA, 1143 nt
Organism: Blastocystis hominis
Lineage: Eukaryota; Bigyra; Opalinata; Blastocystidae
Exons: 5
Coding region: 1-1143 (380 amino acids)
Biological process (GO): cytosolic ribosome assembly
Cellular component (GO): cytosol; ribonucleoprotein complex
Molecular function (GO): ribosome binding; GTPase activity; GTP binding
Source: RefSeq, a predicted model, not a curated record
AUGUCGAAGAAGGUCCCUUUAUCUGUAAUUCAGAAGUUGCAGAACAAUCCCACUCUUGUGAGAAACAUUUGCAUCCUGGCUCACGUCGAUCACGGGAAGACAACACUCGCUGAUGGUCUGAUCAGCUCGAAUGGGAUUAUCUCCACUCGACUCGCCGGAGAAGUGCGAUACAUGGACAGUCUGGAAGAAGAACAGAACCGAGGCAUUACUAUGAAGGCAAGCUCCAUCUCCCUCUUUUUCGAAGAUGAAAAGGUGAUAACGGACGAGGGCACUGGGGAGAAAUCGAAGAAGCAGGUCCCCUACUUAAUCAACCUGGUGGAUUCCCCUGGCCACAUCGAUUUCAGCUCCGACGUCUCCGCCGCAGUGCGUCUCUGCGACGGCUGUUUAGUGGUGGUGGACGCCAUCGAGGGCGUAUGCACCCAAACAUUGACGGUUCUGCAACAAGCGUUCCAGGAAGGCGUGCGUCCGAUCCUCAUCAUCAACAAAAUCGACCGUCUGUGCGUGCACCUGAAGCAAAGCCCGAUGGCGGCCUACCUCCACAUUCGCAACAUCAUCGAGAAGGUAAACGCGACGAUCAGCAGUCUCUACACCGCCGAAGUGAUCCGCAACACCUCCACCACCUCCUACGUCAUCGACAGCGAGAAAGAAGAGCAGCUUUUCGUCUCUCCCCUCACCAACACCGUUCUCUUCGCCAGCGCCGUCCACGGCUGGUGCUUCUCGCUCCGCCAAUUCGCCGACCUCUACGCGCCGGUGCUGGGCAUCAACAAGGCCAAACUGGCCAAGUACAUGUGGGGCGAUUUCGUCUACAACGCCAAGACCAAGAGCGUUUCCGCCUGGACUCCCGCCAGCAAAGAACCCCCGAUUUUCGUCAAGAUGGUCCUCUCCACCAUCUGGCGCGUCUACAAAAGCGUCUACAAGCGCAACGACGAGGCUUUGCAGGCUAUUUUGGACUCCCUUCAGGUCUCGCUUUCCCCGCGGGAAUGGAAGAUCGCAGACCCCGCGGUUCUCGUCAAAACCAUCAUGGAACGCUGGCUCCCUCUCUACCGCGCCGUUCUCAGUUUCCACGUUUCUACGAUUGUGAGGGAUAGAGGCGGUGGUGCGGGUGCUUCCGUCGCCUGUCGACGCGCAGAAAACGCGCUUUGA